AUGGACACUACAAACCGUGGUCUUUCCUACCUCUGCUGCGUCGAUGGCUCUCUGAAGCCGUGGGCAGAGGGUCAAGACGAGGGGGAUGACAAGUACGAGAGCCUGCAGGGCCCAGGCGGUCGCAACCUCACCGGCUCGGUGAAUGACAAGCGCAUUUGCGUACCCCAGAAAAUCGAUCCUAAGACCUUCUUCGCAAAUGAGCGCACGUUCCUGAAAUGGCUGUCGAUUUCUGUGAUGGUGGGCUUGAUGUCUCUGACUCUGCUGAACUUCGGUGACUCCACUAACAACGGUGCGGAGCUAGCUGGACUGGUGUUGCUCCCAGUCUCAAUUGUAUUCAUGGUGUACUCGCUGUUUAUCUUCCGCGAUCGCGCCAACAAGAUCUACAUGCGUGAGCCAAUGCGCUAUGAUGACACGCGCGGUCCAACAAUGUUGGUGCUUGUGCUAGGCUCCGCGCUGACUUUGGCGACGCUCUUUUUGCUGCAGCGUCAGUACACACAGACAGUUGCCUCAUCCUUCUGGGAGUCGGCGCGGUUCUCGCAAUAG
Molecule: messenger RNA, 543 nt
Organism: Leishmania braziliensis MHOM/BR/75/M2904
Lineage: Eukaryota; Euglenozoa; Kinetoplastea; Trypanosomatida; Trypanosomatidae
Exons: 1
Coding region: 1-543 (180 amino acids)
Source: RefSeq, a predicted model, not a curated record